AUUUCAUAUGUUCCAACCAAUCCUUGUACGGGCUGCAUCAAUGAAGGUAAUAAAUAUGAGGCAAACUGGCUCUUAUGUGAUUUACUCUGUCGGUUUGGACCAAACGCCAAAUGAGAUGUGGCGUGUAUUCUACACCAAAAAAUUGAUUUGAUCAUGGGACAACAGAAAACUUCCACAAAUAGUAGUUCCAUGUUGGAUCCUACUGUAGUUGUGCAUUCUUGGGAAAGUACAAAAACUAGUGAUCUUACUGGUAUUAUGCCAAUUCAACCCAAGAAGUUAUUCCACUUGGAUAUUACUUGUGAAGCUACAACUCCACCUAAUGGACAAUCACAUGUUAGAGUAGGAGCUGUACUCCCAAAGUGGUGGACACUUGUUGCAUUUGAGCCUACUGCUUCGAUGAUGUUAAACGAAUCUCAAGUAGUUGUUGCAGUCUAUAUUUUUUCGGAUACGUUAGAUCCUUCUGAAGAGUUGGUAAUCUCAGAUGAAAAGGGUUACAGAAGUACAUUUAGAUGUCUUGUCCCAGAGAGAUGUGUCGAAUCACGAGUUAUAAACCUAGUGGCACUUAUGAUGACACGUAUAUUUCGACGUAGGAAUGAAGAUCCAAUUUGCUGGUUCAUGCCUACACAUUUUGCACGAUAUGCUUUAAGCGACAAAUAUAUACCGGCAGAGGUUAUCUUUGAUUUCCUUGGAGCAUAUAUGUCACUGAAAAUUAGCCACGUCAUUAGGGUGUUUAUCCCUAUCUGUGAGGAACUACAUUGGUAUUUGGUUAUUGUUGACUUUACGAGUCGUCGCCUAAUCAUAUUGGAUUCACUGCCUUCUGUCGAAAAACAUCAACAACGCAAAAGGAACGCAAUUAAAGUGGCAACUUAUUUAGAAGCGAUGUUAGAUGAUCAUAUUUUUAAUGAUGAUAAGUCUAAAGUUAUAGAUUGCUCCACCUUUUGGCCUAUCACACCUUUUGGCCUACCCACUCAAAAAAAUAGAUCCGGAAUUUGGGUGACCAGUUGGAUGAGAGAAUGUACUUUACCAGAUAACUUCAAUAUUCAGAUUAACGACUCCACACGAAUGAGACUUGCCGUGGAUCUGGUUUUAGAGGAGUACAACGAUUUGUGUCUCGGUUUUGCCGCAGCCCGGAGGGCCAAAGAAAAGAACACCUUUGGAAGGCGACAUGCCAAAUUUCUCAAACUUCUCAGCAUGUUCCACCGAAUUCGGAAUAUGAAAUCAAGAUGUAUACCUGAUGAACCAGAUGAGCGAUUUAGGGCCGCAGAAACCUCUUGUCUUAUUGAGCGUGGGAGGCGUGGUGCGGCGGCGGAAGCAGGGCGAGGCGGAAGCGGGGCGAGGCGGAGGCAGGGUGCGGCGGCGGCGGAGGCGUGGCGCGUCGGCGGAAGUAGGUGGUGGAAAUUUGCAGCAGAGGAAGGGUAUGAGAAUGGCAGGGAUUGCAGUUGUCUGAAAACCCUAACUACUUCUCUUCUCUGA
Arachis ipaensis is the source of this 1473-nucleotide messenger RNA. The record is from RefSeq and is a predicted model, not a curated record. NCBI's taxonomy places the organism in Eukaryota, Viridiplantae, Streptophyta, Magnoliopsida, Fabales, Fabaceae.